CGGCGGUGACUCAGCCUGGAGCGCGGGGGCGGGAGCGCGCGAGAGGAGGCGAGUCGGCGCGCUCAGCCUGGCGGCGGCGCCGAACCCAAAGGAGUUAAGUAGGCGGUGUCGGUGACGCCCGCCCCCCCGGUCCGGCCCCCCUGAGGCCGCCGCGCCCGCUCGUAUUUAUUGCGGCGGCUCCCAGCGCCGAGUGUCUCUCCGCUGGCCCCGGCCGCGGCUUUCCUGAGUACCGCGAGCAGCGGCCCCGCGCCCCCAGUCAAGGCGCCAUGGAGCGGCCGGCGCCCCUGGCCGUACUGCCCUUCUCGGACCCCGCGCACGCGCUGAGCCUGCUGCGUGGCCUGAGCCAGCUCCGCGCCGAGCGCAAGUUCCUGGACGUGACCCUGGAGGCGGCGGGCGGACGCGACUUCCCGGCGCACCGCGCCGUGCUGGCGGCCGCCAGCCCCUACUUCCGCGCCAUGUUCGCUGGGCAGUUGCGCGAGAGCCGCGCCGAGCGGGUGCGCCUGCACGGCGUGCCGCCCGACAUGCUGCAGCUGCUUCUCGACUUCAGCUACACGGGCCGCGUGGCGGUGAGCGGCGACAACGCCGAGCCGCUGCUGCGCGCCGCCGACCUGCUGCAGUUCCCGGCGGUGAAGGAGGCGUGCGGCGCCUUCCUGCAGCAGCAGCUCGACCUGACCAACUGCCUGGACAUGCAGGACUUCGCCGAGGCCUUCAGCUGCGCGGGGCUGGCGAGCGCGGCUCAGCGCUUCAUUCUACGCCACGUGGGCGAGCUGGGCGCCGAGCAGCUGGAGCGUCUGCCCCUGGCGCGGCUGCUGCGCUACCUGCGUGACGACGGGCUCUGCGUGCCCAAGGAGGAGGCCGCCUACCAGCUGGCACUGCGCUGGGUGCGCGCCGACCCGCCGCGCCGCGCGGCGCACUGGCCGCAGCUGCUGGAGGCCGUGCGCCUGCCCUUCGUGCGCCGCUUCUACCUGCUGGCACACGUCGAGGCCGAGCCGCUGGUGGCCCGCUGCCCCCCCUGCCUGCGCCUGCUGCGCGAGGCGCGCGACUUCCAGGCGGCGCGCUACGACCGCCACGACCGCGGGCCCUGCCCUCGGAUGCGGCCGCGCCCCUCCACCGGCCUCGCGGAGAUCCUCGUGCUCGUGGGCGGAUGCGACCAGGACUGCGACGAACUGGUCACCGUCGACUGCUACAACCCGCAGACGGGCCAGUGGCGCUACCUGGCCGAGUUCCCCGACCACCUGGGCGGAGGCUACAGCAUCGUGGCGCUGGGCAACGACAUCUACGUGACGGGCGGAUCUGAUGGCUCCCGGCUCUACGACUGCGUGUGGAGGUACAACUCAAGCGUGAAUGAGUGGACAGAGGUGGCGCCCAUGCUGAAGGCCCGGGAGUACCACAGCUCCUCCGUGCUGGACGGGCUGCUGUAUGUGGUGGCUGCAGACAGCACAGAGCGCUACGACCACACCACCGACUCCUGGGAGGCCUUGCAGCCCAUGACCUAUCCCAUGGACAACUGUUCUACCACGGCCUGCCGGGGCCGGCUGUACGCCAUCGGCUCCCUGGCCGGCAAGGAGACCAUGGUCAUGCAGUGCUACCACCCAGACAUGGACCUGUGGUCACUGGUGGACUGUGGCCAGCUCCCACCCUGGUCCUUUGCCCCCAAGACAGUGACUCUGAACGGACUCAUGUACUUCAUCAGGGACGACUCGGCUGAAGUGGAUGUGUAUAACCCCACCAAGAACGAAUGGGAUAAGAUCCCCUCAAUGAAUCAGGUGCACGUUGGGGGCAGCCUGGCCGUCCUCGGAGGUAAGCUCUACGUCUCUGGGGGCUACGAUAACACCUUCGAACUCUCCGACGUGGUGGAGGCCUACGACCCAGAGACUCGGGCGUGGAGCGUGGUGGGCCGGCUCCCAGAGCCCACCUUCUGGCACGGCAGCGUCAGCAUCUUCCGCCAGUUCAUGCCCCAGACACCUCUGGGCGGGCGCGGCUUUGAGCUAGACGGUGGCAGCAGUGACAUGGGUGUGGGUCAGCCCCGGCCGCCACAGAACCCCGCCGAGCUGCACUAGCCCCGGCCCGGCCCGGGGAGGGCCUCAGUGCAGGUAACCUGGCACCUCAGGGGGCAGCACCCCCUUCCUUGUGCACAGGACAGGUGGGGCCCACCGGGCAGAGCGUGGGCUCGGGGGCAGCCAAGCGAGCAAGGCUCAGGAUGUGAUACCUGGGGAGCUGCUGUGCGUUCAGGGCCUCCUGGGGCCAGGCCAAUGUGCACGCUCCUGCUCCUUGGUCCAGAAAGAGCUGCCUCCCUGUCAGCAGGCUUGCUGGGACCAAGGCUAGUGUGCGUGCCCCCGCUCCUUGGUCCAGGAAGAGCUGCCUCCCUGUCAGCACGUCUCAGGCUCCAGUGAAUCCCCCCUGCCCCAGGCCCCCACCUUACAGAUGCAGGCACACCCCUCCUGCAGUCACCACCUGUGCCUACUUGCCCGCCUGCCUGCCCCUGCCCCGGGAGAGCAGAACCCCAGCACUUCUGGGUGCAAGCGGACAGGAGUCUGAGAACAGCCUCUUCGCAGAUCCUGCUAUCCAGAACAUGGAGAAUCAGGCCGACGAUGGCCCCAGGGAGGUUCCACACUCCGUGGUCAGGGCUGGACAGCCGGCAGGCCAGCUCCACAGUGGAGGGGUCUGCCUGCUCAGCUCCUCAACCCUGCUGGGGCCUCGCACCGAGAUACCUGCUAUGGGUGGGCCUCCUGGAAGUAAGCUCAGACCUGGCGACACAGGACGGGGAGUGGACAGGAGCAUGGCCUUGAAGGGGGCCCAGCGGGACCUGCUGGGGGUUGUCUGUCUCCAGUGGACCUGGGCCGGGGCAGGUGCUGGGGUUCCUGUCCAGCCCACCUGCCAGUGUGGCCCCAUAUGACUUGGGGGCCUCCAGGACCUUCGUCCCAGGCUAGUGCGGGAGAGGACUAAAGGCUGCAAGUGCAAGGUCGUAGCUUCUUUCCAGGAGGCCCUGGGACUUUGUCGCUGAAGCCCCGCCAGGCAAACAGCUGUGGACGCCCUUGCCCUGGCAGCCUGAGCAGAGGAACGGGUUAUUUCUCAAGGAACCCAGGGCGGGGCAGAUUUGGUGGUUGGUCACAAGGUUUCAAACGCAGUUGGCCUUUGCUUAAAGGAAGAGAGGGCAGCUAGAAGCAAGGUCCGGGUGGUUUGAUCUUUACUCUUCCAGGGCCACUGCUGAAGUUUUCCGCAGGGAGGUUGGGGGGCUGGCAUGUGCUUUGAGCCCUGCAGAAGCCAGGGCUUCUCUAGGUGGGUUCCUGGAAGAGCCCCUGGGAACCCCGGAGCUGGUGUCCCUGGUUCUGAGGAGUGUGAGUGUUCCAGUGGGUGCUGAUCUUGGACCCUCCAGGUCCCCAAAGUACCCUUUGCUUGAAUUUGUCCUCCUUCCCUUCCAAAGGGGAGGAUGUUUGUUUUCCUCGUUGGGUGGAUAUUCAUCCAUGUUCUCACCAAGAAAAGUUUUCUCAUCACUUCCCAAGUGGCUCUUAACGAUCCUUUUAUUGGGCAGAAGCUGUGGGGGGGCCCUGCCUCCCCCCGUGAGGAGCCCUUGGGGAGCCAUUGCUGUCAGGUCGACCGUCUUGCUCUGGAAACCCCACUGGAGCAGCCACAGCCCAGAGCCGGCCCUUCAGGUCCCCUUGGGCCCUGGCUCAGGGACCACUCCCAGCCCCCACCCACCCCGUGUAGCUGGCACAGUGGGAAGGUGGGGGAGGGGGGGGUGGGUAGUCAGCGUUUCCUGCCUUGGGCCUUGGCCAAGAUAAGUGCUUUCCCUCUGCUUCCUUGGGGACCCCCGUCCCCGUCCCAGAUCACCCCUCCUGGUCUGAGUGUCCUCCCUUGUGAAUUGGGGCUGGCUUGCCCCCCUCCCCCCAGGGUGGAUACAGCCCUAGACGCUCCCCCUCCACUGCCCUCACUUCACUCCCCAGGGCUUAUUGUGACCUUUCUUCCAGCCCAGGUGCCUGCCUGGUGGGCCAAGCCCACCCAGAGGUGGUCUGGCUCCAUGGAGUGGCCAACGUGGGUUCCCAGGCAGACAAGGCUGCCCAAUGUGAUGGCUCGUCUCCUGUGCAUGGCAGGGGGACAUCAAGGCUGGGGUGCUUGGGAUCCAUGGAGCCCUGAUUCUGUCCCAGUCACCAGUUCAGUGCCAGUCUGUGCCCUCCCAGGGGGUGUGGCGUCACGCAGAGAGAUGUGGUGACACGUGACAGGUCAUGGGGGUGGAGCAGGGACUCAGUUUCAUGGGAAAAACUCCAGACACCCUUCCAGGGCUGUCUCUGUGGAGGGCCUGGGCAGCCCACGAAGGCAGGAUGGGGGUGGAAGGCAGCAUGUGCCAUGGUCACUGGAACUCCCCCUACCACCCCCGAGGCAGGCAGGGCUGUUCCUCUGUGUCAAGGGCAGGAAUCUCCACAGGCAGUGGCUUAUGGGGAGGCCUUUUGCUGGGGCUGCAGACACAUGAUUUCCUCCUAAAUCAGCAUUUGUCACCCGCCACAGCGUUCUGGUCAGCGCUGAGGGCUGGAGCCUGGGCCUUGGUCUGGUCUUUGCUGUGUUUUUGGUACUUUAUUGUGUGACCAGCCACCCCACUCGCCGGUGGUGACUCAGAUGAUGGUUUGGGGGUGGGGGGGCAGUGAUGUUCACUUCCUAGAAACUCCCCAGGUCUCCACCCCCAGACCCCACCUUGGGAAGGGGAGGCACCAGCCUCAGCAACAGCAGGCUCCUGCUGGGGGUCCAGGAGCAGGGCCGACCCUUGAAAAGUGUCCCCUCCCUGCCUGCCCUCCGUGCUCCGCUGCAUCACUGCACACUGACAGGCGGGGCCAGCCCGGGAGGGACUGUCUCUACGUGUUAGAUGUACAUGACUUUGAGUCUGUGAGGCAAGUUAAGUUAUAUGCGAGUUCGGUGACUAGUAUUUAAUGCUGACCUACUGUUGUAAAGUAUUCUAUAUUUAUACGACUUCAGAGACUCUUCUGGACUAGCACACCCUCCCUCCAGGGUCCGACAUCCAGUGCCAGCCCCCCAAGCGUGGGGCAGGUUUGCAUAUUUAUUUGUCUGUUCGUUAGGCUUCUGUGUCUGGGAUCCUGUUAAGGUUUUAGGAUGCCUUCAAUACAUUAACUUUUUGAAAUAAAAACGUUUCCUAUG
Bubalus bubalis (water buffalo) is the source of this 5145-nucleotide messenger RNA. RefSeq names its product kelch like family member 21 (gene KLHL21). Bases 267 to 2060 code for a protein of 597 amino acids. The record is from RefSeq and is a predicted model, not a curated record. Lineage: Eukaryota; Metazoa; Chordata; Mammalia; Artiodactyla; Bovidae. Gene Ontology annotation, molecular function: protein binding. The transcript is spliced from 4 exons. Gene Ontology annotation, biological process: protein ubiquitination.